AGCGCCAUCUCCCUGCUGUGGCUGAGCGUUUACGCGCGAUCCGAGAACACGUCUCCAGCCUCUCCGGGACUAAAUCCACCAUGAUAACUUCCAAACUCCUAAUUCUCACAUAAUCUGGCUUUCUUUAUGGGCUGCAAUAAGAGAGGGAAGGUGCAACUUUUACCAACGGAAAUCAUCCAUGUGAAGUUCCUUUGCGUGCGGGCUGAAAAUACACACGAGUAUCAAGUAAAUCUGCAACUGGUGCCAAUUACAAAGAGUCAGUGUCCAAACCCCCAGUCAAGUCCCCGGUGCACCUCUCAGCCAGCUCUCUGGGUCCAAAGCGGCACGAAUAAUCCCACUUCCCUUCUCCGAUAAAGGAGAAAGAGGAAGUUGUGCAGCAAAAUGCAGAAUUUGAGUCAUUUUCAACCCGUGUGCUCUUUUCAGGGUCCAAUUGCUGCUGCUUUCUUGUGAAACGCAGAGUCCGGACUGUUCAGAUAAAAGCCCAAGGGUUUUGACAUUUCAGUUCUUUUUAAUUUUUGCUCCUGUUCUUGCUUCACUGCAUUUUGGAGGGGAGCCCAGACGAUGGGUUGGUGUUGUUCAGGCAUAUGCAGAGCCCUGGCUCUCCUGGUGCUCCUGUUUGUCUUGAGGGGGAGAGGUUGCUGCUGUUGGGGGCUGAGUCCCAGCUCUGGGGAUGGGGAGAAGUCCCUGCGCUCUGAUCCGGACUCCUGGGAGGCCCUGCACAGGAACAAACGCAGCUGGGUAUGGAACCAGUUCUUCGUUUUGGAGGAGUACACAGGAAACGAUCCUCUUUACGUCGGCAAGCUGCACUCUGAUGUGGAUAAAGGAGAUGGCAAGGUGAAGUAUGUGUUGUCUGGCGAAGGGGCCACCUCUAUCUUCACUAUCGACGAGAACACUGGAGACAUCCAUGCCACGAAACGCCUCGAUCGGGAGGCCCAGGCUUACUACACCCUCCAAGCUCAAGCCAUUGACCGGAUAACCAACUUACCUGUCGAGCCAAGGUCUGAGUUUGUGGUCAAGGUUCAGGACAUCAAUGACAAUGAACCAAAGUUCCUGGACGGGCCGUACCUGGCAGGGGUGCCAGAGAUGUCACCUUUAGGAACCAUGGUGGUGCAAGUGGCAGCCACAGAUGCAGAUGACCCGACUUAUGGGAACAGUGCCCGGGUGGUCUACAGCAUCAUCCACGGGCAGCCAUACUUCUCGGUGGAGCCCAAGACAGGUGUCAUAAGAACAGCUUUGCCCAACAUGGACCGGGAGACGAAAGACCAGUAUGUGCUGGUCAUUCAGGCCAAAGACAUGGUGGGCCAAAUGGGCGGCCUCUCCGGCACCACCUCUGUCACGGUCACUCUCACUGAUGUCAACGACAACCCACCUCUGUUCGCUCACAAAAGCUAUCAGUAUACGGUGCUGGAGUCGCUACCAGUGCAAUCUGUGGUGGCCAGAAUCAAAGCGGCAGAUGCUGAUAUCGGCUCCAACGCGGAAAUGGACUACAGGAUCAUGGACGGUGACGGGCCCGGCAUGUUCAAUAUAACAACAGACGAGGACACACAAGAGGGGGUUAUUAUCCUGCAAAAGCCCCUAGACUUUGAGACAAGAAGUGGCUUCGCUCUAAGAAUCGAGGCCACAAACAGGAACAUUGACUCCAAUUUCUUGAGCCUCGGCCCAUUUAGCGACAUAACUUCAGUGAAGGUUGCCGUGGCAGAUGUGAACGAGCCGCCCGUCUUUUCUACUCCGCUUUCCAAACUGAAUGUUUCCGAGGACGCCAAAGUGGGCACCUCAAUCGGUAGAGUCUCUGCCCACGAUCCAGAUAUCUCCAACAGUGCCAUAAGGUACUCCAUUGACAGGAACACAGACUUGGAGCGUUUUUUCAACGUUGACGCUUUGAGUGGCAUCAUCAGCACAGCCAAGUCUCUGGACCGAGAAGCCAACUCCAUCCACAAUCUCACCAUUUUAGCCAUUGAGAACUUGGAUCCAAACCAGAUUGGGAAAGGCAUCACUCUGAUCACGGUGUUGGACGUAAAUGAUAACGCCCCAGUCUUUGCAAUAGACUACGAAACGCUCCUGUGUGAAAACUCAAUGCCAGGGCAGGUGAUUCAGACCAUUAGUGCGGUGGACAAGGACGAACCUCUGGACGGACAUCGCUUUAAUUUUGCCCUGGAUGGAACCGUCGCUGGCAACCUGAAUUUCACCCUGCGAGAUAACAAAGACAACACUGCCUCCAUACUGACGAAACGAGGUGGCUUCAGGAGACGGGACCAGGCCGUGUAUCGACUGCCGGUGUUGAUUACAGACAACGGAAAACCCGCCCUCAGCAGCACAAACACGCUUUCGGUGCGCGUAUGUGACUGUGACUCGGAUGGCGUGGCCCUGUCUUGUGGAGCUGUGGCCUACACGGCAACUGGCCUUAGCACUGGCGCCCUUCUGGCUAUUCUGGGCUGCAUCAUUACACUUCUGGUGAUGGUUCUGUUGAUUGUGACAAUGCGCCGGAGAAGGAAGCAGCCCUUGAUUCUGGAGGAGGAGAGGGACAUCAGGGAGAACAUUGUCCGCUAUGACGACGAAGGAGGGGGAGAGGAAGACACGGAGGCCUUCGACAUGGUCACCCUGCGCAACCUGAACAUCAUCAGAGACCCCGCCGCACGGCGAGACGUCACGCCAGACACUCCCACUUUUUACCAAUACACUUCUGUUUCCCGCCCGUCCUACAAGUCGCUGCCUGAUAACGUGGUGUUUCGAGAGUUCAUCUGGGAGCGGCUGAAGGACGCCGACGUGGACCCCACGGCUCCCCCGUACGACUCCCUGCAGACGUACGCCUUCGAGGGCAGCGGGUCAGUAGCUGAGUCACUGAGCUCGCUGGAGUCACUAAGUACAGACUCGGACCAGAACUACGACUACCUCAGCAACUGGGGGCCGCGCUUUAAAAAGCUGGCCGAUCUGUACGGCAACAGUGACAGCGUGUUCUCGUAGCCCCCAAAUGUCUCUCUUAGUAGUUCUGGAACUUUAAAACAUGUGAGUAAUAUAUUGUCAGAGCAAGUGGUUUUGUCCGCCUGGGUGCAGCUGAGGAAAAGAUUCAAAGACAACAUAAGUGAUUGAAGGAAAAACACUUUGACUUCAAAGGUGUUUUUGGUUUGUUUACCUCCUAGUAUGGGCUUUCAAAAGCGUGCCAUGGUGAGUUUUGACACUGACUUCAAAAGUGGCUUGACUGAGGAGGAAGCCUUGUGUGCAAAAGACAUUAAAGGUUUCACAUUUUGGGCUUGAGUCCAACCGCUGACUGCAAAAUGCAUUACAUGUGGAAGCUUUUUUUUUUUUUUUUUUUUUUUUACAGGGAGAAACCUGUCCUUUCAUUCCAGUGAUGGGCACAGUCCCAACACUCCGGCUUUGAUGCAUUCCUUUGCUAUCUCUGUGCUAAAAAACAAAAAGUUUCUCAUGAAAGGCUGCCCCCCUGGCAGCUAAUCAGUAGUCUCUGGACUGCUCAGAUGAAAUAUGAGAACAAUUUAUGUUUCUUAUUACCGUUUUUUUUGCAGAAGACGGUUGAAAAUGGCCUGUAUUUUAUAAACCUUUACACCCAGAGCCACAUUAGUCAUGGACUCGGUCAUAAGUCUUAAAGUUACUAGCCAGACUUUUCUGUAAAAUCUGAUCAAACGCUCUUUAGAUAUUGCCACCUUCAAUAUUUUUUUCAUCAGGUUUUCUUUUUUGUUUUGGUAUUUUGUCUUAAAUUCAUCCAUCCACUGUCUACACGCACUUAUGCCGGCAGGGUUGGGGGGCUGGUGCCAUUUUAUGGCAAAUCCCAGUUAUAAAUCCUAGAAACACACCUGUAAAAAUGGCCACACUUCUGCUGAUGUCACAAGGGGCAGACGUGAUCUAGUUGUAGGGAUUCGUGUCUGCUCUCCAGUUUUUGUAAAACUUUGGCCAACCGAUUGCAACCAACUCCCAUUUCCUUUUAGGAAUUUCUGCAAUCAACUAACAAAAUGUAAUAAAUAUAUACUAUAUCACAAAGUAGAUAUUUUUGUACCUGAAAAAUUGAGUAAAAUAGGCAAAGGAGGUGAAUGACCUGUACCUGCUGUUGUAGUUAGCACAAAAAGUAAGGACAUAUUAGUUUGGCUCACUCUGUAUUUGCAGUAACAAUGAAUUUUGGAAAUGAAACAGAUAUUUGGAAAGCCUGCCUGUUUUUUCUUAAAUUGUGGCACAUUUGUAAGGAAAAUGAAUUUGUAGGUUAAGCAGUAGAGUUGAGUAUUUGGGCAGCACACCUUUUUUGUUGGAUGGCAUCAUAUUUUUCAACCAGCAUUGAAUCCAUCAGCCAAUUUGGUUCCUUUGGUCACCCUGGCAUGUACGACACACGUAAAGUUAUCCCACAAGUGUUUAAAGGGGGUUGUGGCAAAGACUGUAGGAAGAGUUUGGCUCCUUAAGCCAGUCAUACUGCAUAAAUUCUGAGUAAUAUUCCAAAGAACACCAAAGUUGUUGAAGAUGACCAGAAUUUCACCCUUGCUGAUCAGUUCAUGCAAAGUUCUUGAAAACAAACUGCUUAUUGUUUUACUUUAAAUUGGAACGGAAAGGAGAAAAAGUUUCCUGCUGGUAGCUGCACAGCUGCUGCAUCACCCACCGCUACCACCAGCUAUGGUUGCCAGGCAUAUCCACUUUUGAUGAGCCAAAUCCUACCUGUUAGCUCUACUACACUUGCUUCUGCCAAACAUCCUAUGCAGCCAUUAUCUUUCCAGUUGCUCUGCAGCCAGAUGGAGUGAAGGUUUAUGGGGGAAGUGUAUUUAUCCAUUGAGUAUAAUACAUUAGAUUGGUAUGUGCCAGUAAAUAAGCAUUCACUACCAUUCCCACUACAUUGCGGCCUAACACGUAUGAAAUAAAAUUGAAAAGUGAUGAACAUGAAUGAAUGCCAGUCAGACAGACCCAAAAAAAGUACUCAAAAUCUCUGAAGUCCCUUGAAUUUUGUCACGUUAAAAUUACAAAUAGUGUUUUUGAAUAUUGGUUUUAAUUUUAUAUGGGCAGUAGGGAAUGGGAGGUUGGUCAGACUUGAUAGGAAGUUGGGUGGAGGUAAAUACAGGACAAUCAUAGAGGAAAAACUGCUGGAAUCAGCAACAGACUUGAGAUUUCGGUUCACCUUCCAGCUGAAUGGUAGCUCUCAACAGAUAACCAGAACUACAAUUGAAUAGAUCAGAUCAAAGCAUGUCUUUGCGUCAAAAUGACUCAGUCAACGUUCAAACCAAGAUGCAUUAUGUUCCUUCUGACAGAGCUUGAGUUAUUUUGUAAAGAAAAAAAAAACAAAAAAACCCUGAAUUGCAAAGCUGGCAGAGAUAUUUCCAAAAGGACUUCUACGCCGUAAUAGUAGCUAAAGGUGGUUAUCCAAAGUACUGACCCAGGGAAACUGAAUACAAAUCAACAUAAUACUCUUCAGUAUAUUAUUUUAUAUAAAAUUUUCAAAACCAACUACUCUUUUUUUCUUCUUUUAUAACAAUUAUUUUCUAAGCUGUGUUAGUCUCUGUUGUAAAUUUGAGGUUGUAAAUUGACAAGUUGUUAAGAAGUUCAAGCAGAGUGGUUACUUCUGCAAGACAAUGUAAAUAUAAUUAAACCGGUUUAUUUUCAAAAGCCAAUCAACGUCCUCUUCAUUUUUACCAUCCACAGCAGUGCUGCUCAAGGCCUGGGGAUCCACAGAGCUGAACAGGUCACAACUUGAACUGUCCCUCUGUCUGAUGUCAUUGUUUUGUAUUUUUCUUCAUCUAAGUUUAGUUCUUCUGGCGGUCCCACUGACGACAUCACAAUUCAAUCUAUAUGGUUUAUUCCUGCUGGCUCAUGUGAUAUCAUCAGCUCAAACACUAGGAUUAUUAGAGGUUUUUUGUUUAAUGUCUGCUUAUUAGAAAUUUUGUAUUGCACAGUAAUAAUCCAUACUUUCACGACUGUGUCUUCAGUAUUGUUGUACAUUUAUUUAUGAAGAAAAAUACACCUCUGGCUAGUAUCUUUAACACUAUGUGACACACAGAUUCAUACCUAUAAUACAGUAUAACCAAGUACAGUAGUUGAUGUGCUAAGGAAGUUGUGUGAAUCAUAAAAAGAAAGACAUCCAUCAGUUUUAUAUAUCAACAGGGUGACAGAGAAACACAAACUCUUCUUCUCCUGAAAGUACAUUUUGCAGAUGUCGCGAUGUAGUGUGUGUCUCAGUCUGUUUCUACUUCUGCCUUUCUAUUACCAACAGUAUCAUUUCUCAGCUAUGAAGUCGGGGUUUAGUUCUGCUUUUCUACAAGGUGGGAGCGUGAGAUCAGCGAGCCUUGAUGAUGGAUUUGUCCGUGCUGUGCUAGAGAUUCACAACACCUUGACUUUAGGGGGUGGGGCGAAUCAAGUAUUUGUUUUUAAAGUGGCUGACCUCACAGAGGUCUGGUUUGUAAGUAAAUUAAUUUAGCUUCUGUAGUUUGCAAAGUCCAGCAUAUAUUGUAAUUUUAAAAUUGAAUUUUAAGUAAUGUACGGUUUGAAUAUCGAUGGUGAACGGACACACUGUAUGAUAAUCAUAUUGUGGCGAUUUUCUUUUCUCUUUCUUUUCCCAGCUUAAACAAGUUAUGUUGCAACUGGGUGUGCACAUGUGCAACCGCUAUGUAUUAUUUAUUUCAAAGA
Molecule: messenger RNA, 6606 nt
Organism: Gambusia affinis (western mosquitofish)
Lineage: Eukaryota; Metazoa; Chordata; Actinopteri; Cyprinodontiformes; Poeciliidae
Product: cadherin-7-like
Exons: 13
Coding region: 562-2961 (799 amino acids)
Biological process (GO): calcium-dependent cell-cell adhesion; adherens junction organization; cell-cell junction assembly
Cellular component (GO): adherens junction; plasma membrane; catenin complex
Molecular function (GO): calcium ion binding; cadherin binding
Source: RefSeq, a predicted model, not a curated record